Caenorhabditis sp. 36 PRJEB53466 is the source of this 5281-nucleotide messenger RNA. Lineage: Eukaryota; Metazoa; Nematoda; Chromadorea; Rhabditida; Rhabditidae. The record is from the annotation of a GenBank genome assembly.
AUGUGGAGGUGGCGUUUAGCCGUCCUCUUCUCUGCGCUUCUGGCUUCAGCCGGAGCAGACGGUGAAUCGACGACAACGACAGCAGCCGCAACGACAACGAAGAAAGGAGCAGAAGGACCGCAUCUGACGACUGACGACGAAGGAUUCCUCACCGUCAUCCAGGGAUUCGCCACUCAACUGCAAUGCGUGCUGAACACGUGCUCCAACGACGUCGUCUGGUACAAAGACGGCACGCAAAUCUCACAAGGAGCUCAAUUUCUGAACACGACUUCCGAGCGAGCGUACAAGUUCCAGCACUCGAUUGAGGUCGACUACGAGAAGGGAUGCACGGGAGAGUGCGACGAUUCGAAUCCGUGCGGCGACGGAUCUUCUUGCGUCGACAAUCAGUGCUGCUCGUGUCGACGCGAAGAGUUCACCCUCGUGCUCCGCAAUCUCACUUUCGACGAGUCCGGCAGAUACCGUUGCCAGCUCGGAAACAAGUCGGAACUUCUUGAGUUCCAGGUUGAAGUACUCGGUAACAAAUCGUGUUUUUCCAUAUUUUAUUCCGAUCACUUUCAGAAUCCGGCCUGAAAGGCGGUUUCCACGAGAACAUCUCGUACGAUCAUUCGGAGUGUUGCCAGGAAAAGGGAAUCUCUCCGCUGUGUCGUGGAAUGUGCAAGCCAUCUGAAAUGGAUCAGCAUCACUUCGAUCCGACCAGUUGCAAGACGGACGACUACAAGCACUUCCUCUCGUGCGCCACAGAAGGCGGCACCCGCUCACACGUCCAUUGCUGCAAGACCCAACUCGUGCCCAGCUUCUGCUACGAUUUCUGCUCGGGCGACUUCCAGAUGCUGCGCCGUUCUCACCGUCUGUGUCUCUACUAUCUGCCGGAGAUCUUUUCGUGUCUCGAUCGUGCUUACCGUAUGUUAUCGAACGAGAAAGGGGGCGUGUCUCGUGGUGGUGGAGCCCCGCAUCUUUCUGCUUUUAUGAUUGACAAGCCCGUUCGUGGAUAGAUCCCCUUCGCCCCGUUGUUGUACAUUUCUCUGUUUAUGUUCCUCUUUGUUAUGCAUGUCGAUAGCUUGUCCCUGCCAAUAAAAGUCCCUGCAUGUUCAAUCCUUUCUCCAUAGUUGUCCAGUGAAUACGAACGGAUUCUGUCGGCUUACGAGAAACAGAACUUGAAAUUGGACACUUUCGCUGAAGGCUCUGAAAACGGCUAUCAGAUUCUCAGCAUCCAUUCCGGUCUGUGUCUCGUAAUUCGACAACAGUUCCGCCCACGAAACACUCCUCUUUGUCCUAACCUUAGUUAAAUAUCAUGCUCUUCAUUCCAGUGCCCUAUCCGGAUCCUCCUCAAUCGAUCGAAGUGAAUGCAGUGGAGCACGACAAGCUGUCCGUUUGUUGGCAGGAACCCGAAAAGCACGAAUCGAACAAAAUGUUCCCGAUUCUCGAUUACGCCGUUUACUUCAAGGAAAUUCCCAAUUUCCCUCUGCUCGGCGGCGAUAUGUAAGCAAUACUCCGAGCUCCGAGAGUCUACUCCAUUUUCAGGGGUCUUCCACUGCUCACCGGCGACUAUUCGGAUAUUGGUGACAUUCAGGAGGACGAGUACCAACAGGAAGAGGAAGAAGGAGAUGAAGUGGUCAAAGAUGCGCCCGCUCCACGUGGCAAACGAGACGUCGACUUCGAAUCGGACGGCAUCAAAGUGCAAGUGCGCGAGAAGCGAUCGACGAUGGUCAUUGUGACCCGCGACGAUGUGACCAACUCGACGACUAUUCGAGAGUUCGCUUUCCGGAACGUCAACACGACGGAGAAGUGUAUCACUCUGUCGGAUCUCAGGUCUGCCACUCGGUACAUUGUUUACGUGACGGCGAGAAACGAGUACGGUACCAGUGUGCCGUCUGUUCGAAACAUCGCCUCCACAAAUGUGCACAUGGUCAAGAACAAUGAGAGCUUGCCUGAUUCAAUGAGUGAGUUAGAAGAGCGAAAAAAUAAACUGUUCCCUUUUUACAGAGUGUUGUUCUGCCGCCAAUGUCUCCACCUUCUGCGCGACGAAGAUGUGCAACGUGGCCGAGGAUCCGACCUCGUUCUCCACGAUCACAAUUGCCACGACUUGCCGUGCCGAGUGGCCACGCGUAUCCCCGUGCAUUGCCGACGGUCGCAACCACACGGAAUGUUGUCUUCGGAAGGGCGUCCAACACGAUUGCCUCGAGAUUUGCUCGGGAAGUACAAAAGAGCUCGGAGUGCACUCAGUGCUCUGCCUGAACCUAGAUCUGCAAGCCAUCUAUCAGUGCAUCCGCCAGGGAUACGAGACUCAUCCAUCUCCUCCUUGCAACGUGACCAUCUCGGACCUGACUGCUCACAGUGUGACUGUCCACUGGACGGAACCCGAUUCGAAUGCUCAUCUCGUCGAAAAUUACACUCUGUUCAUCCGGAAAAAUGAACACGGAGAACCAGUGCGAACUGUACAGAAUGUGAAAUCCCCGCACACGGAGCUGGCCCUGGAUCCCGAUUCUGAAUACGUUCUGACCCUGCAGUCGCAUUCCUCCAACGGAACGUCCCUUCCCUCCACUGCCAAACUGUUCUCGACCCUCCCGACGACUCGUCCUCCACUCUGUACCAUCGGAGAACCCAUCUACAUGAACGAUGGUCGUGUCAUGAUCUGCGACACUGUGAAUCCGUGCCCGAAUGGAUUCCGGUGCACUGGCGCCGGUUCCGAUCUCUCGUAUUGCUGUCCGCAUGAUGGAACCCACUCGUCCGAAGAGUUCUCGCAAUGCUGCAAAGAUCAGAAGAUGCCGGAGAACUGCAUGUCCAGCUGCCACUACAAUACCACUCUUGGAGAAGAAUGCAAAGAUAAUCUAAACAUUUGGGUUCAGUGCGCUUCCGAAGGGCACGAUCAUCUGAGAUGCUGCCUGCGAGAGGAGGUGUCGAAACCGUGCCAGCAGGCAUGCAUGCACCCGUUCACAGUGUCCACUGGUGAAUGCUUCGAAGAAGUGUCCAAGUACCGUACUUGCUUCACUGGUGCUCAUUUGGCUCUGCCUGCAGCCGUCAGGAAUCUCGAAGUCACGUCAAUCACGAAAGAUUCGGCAACAAUUUCGUGGGAAGAUCUGGAGGCGAAUAUUAUAGUGUUCCGAGUGCAACUGUUCGAAAGAAACGGACCUCUCCUGAAGACGGUCAACAGUUCUGCUGAUAUUUACCGUUUCUCGGAUCUCGAACCACAGAAGGACUACUCGGUUCGCGUGACUGCCAUCAAUCUUCAAGGAGAAGGACCGCCAUCGUGGAACGUCACUUUCACAACGAAACCUGCUCAAGUGUACGAUGCUGAUCGUCCUGUGGCGCCCGAAGGACUUCGUGUGGCCUGGAACUCUGGUCCACGUGUCAACGUGACAUGGAAUCGUGUAGCUAUCCGCCGGAAUGACGACCCGGUCACUAAACCGAUCGAGUACACUCUCUAUUAUCUCGACACUGAACAGAGCUCGACAUGGACCACGCUGAAGAGCAACAACACGUGGGUUGUGAUGAGAGAUCUCCGGAAAGACGCCCUUUUUUACGUGUACGUGACUGCGAAGGAAGAGAAUCGGACAAGUCGCAGCUCUUCGAUCAUCACAAUUCUGGCACAAAAGGAUUCCCUCGGACUUCCCGAACCACAAAUCACAAUCGAACCGGACCACAAGGACGGAGUAUUUUCUCCCGGAGACAAGAUGACCAUAAAUUGUUCCCUUCCCAAUAUCAAACAGAAGCAUCUCAAUAUCGAUUUGACUGUCGGCCCACAAGUUGUGCAAAAUGAUCACGGUGCGAUGUGGGUUAUUCUUGAGACAGAAGCCGACGAGUCAAUGGACACGGCGACGUGCGCAGUGUCCGAUACGGACGGACGACAACACGUGGCAAUGAAGCAUCUUGUGCUCGAGAGACACGCAACUCUGACGAUGAGAAGAGACAAGAUCCGAGUACUGGAUGAUCAGUCUGUCGAGAUUGAGUGCAUCUACCGAGGAGGCGGUCGUGAUCCAAAGAUUUCCUUCGAAAAAGACGGGAAGAAGGCAACACGUGGAUUCUUGAAUGUCAAGAAGACCGAAGCAGGAUACGUGGCCAAGUGGCAUGUGAGUUGACAAUCAAUCGCUCCAAAUCUUACUUUGUUUUAUAUUCAGAUUCGAAACGUGAAGCAGAACGACGCCGGCUUCUACAAGUGUAUCGUGACUUCUGGAGAUCAGCCACCUAUGGAAGCCAGUUCCGAAGUAAUCUUCUCGACGGAAACGCUCCCCGUCAAUCCGAAACUCAUUCUCCAAUGCUGCGAAGACGAGGGAAUCACCGGAGACUGUCUCCAAGCGUGCAACAUCGGACGUGUCGCUUUAUCUGCGAAAGAGCAGAACUGCACUCGCUUCGCCGCCUCUCUUCUCAAAUGCGCCAAUGAUAUCCGAGACCAUUCCGACUGCUGCAUCGCCAGCGGAGUCUCACCGAAGUGUCUGCCGUUGUGCUCUGGCGACAGCUUCUCUAGUGACGUGGAUUGCGCCGAUCACGCCGUUUCGAUCAUGUCUUGUUACGUGAAGAGCCACGAGCACGCACCGACGGCAGUAACGAACAUUCGAGUGAAGGCCAAGGAGGGCAAAGGAACUGUCAGCGUCGAAUGGGAUUACCCGCCCACUAGGGAUUACAAAUAUUUCGCCGUUUAUUAUCGAAAGGCACACGAUAGCAGUGAGGAUGACUGGCACAAAAUGAAGACGUUGCAGCAGAACGUACGUUGAUUGAUCCCGUUUACGAGUUGUUAAUGCUUGCAUGUUGCAGAUUGAGCUCGAAGUGGAUCCUUCGGAAGACUAUGAGAUCGGAAUUCUAGCAGCCAAUGCUCUCGGUCACAGUCGUCUAACGUACGCAGCAAUCCCGAAGGAUUCCGAAGGACGCCGUGCUUCUCCUUCGAAGGGAUCUUCGUCGGCAUUCUGGAUCCUCGUCAUCCUUACCGUCUGUGGUGUUCUGAUUGCUGGAAUGGCUGUUCUCGCGAAGAGAAGAGAGUUGCCGUACCCGUUCGGAAAGCUGAUGCGACGACGAAACGACCUCAACCAGCCGACAGUGGCAUUCGAGAAUCCAGCAUACGGAGAGCCUUGGACCGGUGAGACCGUUCGUUCGGUCUUUAUAAUUGCAUUUUAUUUUAUUUGCAGGUGCUGAAGUAGAAAUCCGAGGGCUUGGAGCGAAUUCCGCAGCUGGAGAGGCUUCAGCAACGCAAUCCGAGUGGCAAAGUGCGAAUCUCGAAGCAAACAACGCCGCGACAGACAACAGCCACGAGUACCGAAACGGCAUGCGAUACGCCAAACUCGAAACCUAA